Messenger RNA from Meyerozyma guilliermondii ATCC 6260, 1722 nucleotides. RefSeq names its product ATP-dependent RNA helicase. The transcript has a single exon. Gene Ontology annotation, molecular function: nucleic acid binding; ATP binding. The coding region runs from base 1 to 1722 and encodes 573 amino acids. The record is from RefSeq and is a predicted model, not a curated record. NCBI's taxonomy places the organism in Eukaryota, Fungi, Ascomycota, Pichiomycetes, Serinales, Debaryomycetaceae. Gene Ontology annotation, biological process: maturation of LSU-rRNA from tricistronic rRNA transcript (SSU-rRNA, 5.8S rRNA, LSU-rRNA). Gene Ontology annotation, cellular component: nucleolus.
AUGAGUUCAUUUUUAACGACAAUAACGCAAAAUUUUGUGUGCACGUCGAGGUUGCAAGUCCGGUUCUACGCCAAGCGAGCCUACAAGAAGACAAAAAAUGCUCAGCUAAUCCGUGCACCCUCUCGAAAAACCUUGGAACAGCCCCGCCAGGUGUUUCUGUUUGGCAACUUUUCUGGCUUACAUCUCCCCCAAAUUAAGACAAUUGAGACCUCUCGGAAAGCCAUAGAGUCCAUUUCGUCAUUCAGCUCACUCAGGAUUUUUCCUACCGUCAGGGCAGCCAUGGUGCAAGAGAUCAAACGAGGUUACAACUUUAAGAAUACUUAUAUGGCUUCUAAAGAUGACCUUGAGAUCAAGCCUUCACCGGUUCAGGUGGCUGCAAUUCGAAAGAUUAAUCAACCACGAAACAUCAAGUCGACCAAGUCACGCACACCGCAACUGGGGGCAGAAAUAUUUAGUGAACUCAUGGCUCAAAAUGAUGCCAAAAGACUCAAAGUUUUCACCAUUGCCGCCGAAACUGGUUCCGGUAAAACAUGGGCAUAUACGGCCCCUAUGCUCACAAAGUUAAAGGAAGAAGACAUGGAGCUCUUUAAUAUAUCUGAAGCUACAUACGCCGAGGCGAAGGCGGCUCCCAUAAUUAGGGCUUUGGUAGUUUUGCCUACUCAUGAACUUGUGGACCAGGUUUAUAACACGCUCAGGUCAGCUAAUGACCAGAAAUUUGCCACGGACGAAGUGGUGGACCCCAAAUUGUUGUCGGAUGCAAAAUAUGCCCGGUUUUUAAAGGCACCAGAUCAGCUCAAUGGUCUUCAUCUCAACAUUAAAAAGUUUGGCGCCGGUGACUCGCAUCGAGUUUUGUUUGAUGGAAUCAAGCAACGGGUAGACGUUCUUGUAACCACGCCCGGAAAGAUUCAGGGACUUGCAAAAUUACAAAAUGUGGACCGACCAUUUCGUUUUUUCAAUCAUGUCCAAUAUUGUGUCGUCGACGAAGCCGAUACUCUCAUGGAUAACUCGUGGGUUGACGAUACUACGGCGGUGCUUCGAAGGCUUACCAAGUGCAAAGAUCUUGUUUUCUGCUCGGCGACCAUUCCCAAACAGUUCAACCGCACACUUUCCAAAAUGUUUCCCGAUGAAAAAUCCAUUAUACAUAUCAACACUCCAGCAUUGCACAAGAUUCCUCGCCAGAUUGUGGUGAAGAUCAUCGAUGCCCAGGUCUCACCUUAUAAUGGGUCCAAGACCCGGUGUCUUGCCCAAGCGCUUUAUGCUAUUCAUAACGACGGAACAGAGGCCGGUUAUGUGAAGAGAAUACUCGUUUUCGUCAACGAAAAGAAAGACGUAGCUCCACUCGUGGACGUUUUGGUGAAAAAGUACGGCAAUCGGGCCGAGGACAUUGUUGGUAUCACUGGAGAUACUAAGCCAGAAGAGAGAAAAGGUUUACUAGAACCAUUUUUGAAGCCAGCAGAGUUGGUGGAAGACGAUAUAGACCAAAGCAAAAUCAAGGUCUUGGUCACGACCGAUCUAAUGGCUAGAGGUAUGAACUUUGUGGGCAUCAAGAAUGUGAUUUUGAUGGACUUGCCAAACACAUCUGUGGAUCUCAUGCAUAGAGUGGGCCGUACUGGACGGAUGAGACAGUCGGGCCGAGUAUUUGUGAUUAUAGAUAAGAAGACAGGAAAGUCGUGGAUCAAAGGGUUGCCAAAUGUGGUGAAAAAAGGCAUUACAGUGGGAUAG